ACAACUUAAGCUUCUCAAACGGUACGGAAGACGACAAAAGCAAGCAGAAAAGACCAUGAGCGACCCUUCCAGCUACCCCAGUAGCACCAGCUCAUCUGCUUCAGAUGUAGGCAGUCGACGCCAACGGAUUUUUGGACUUGCAAGAACUGCCAGAGAUGUCUACAUCCCCAGAAUCUCGGACCUGGUUACGCAACUUGCUACAGGGGUGUCAACCAGGGCAUUUGCAAACGAUAAAUAUGAUCCAGAUGGUAAUAUCCGGGUUCCAGAAGAUGCCUCCAUCACGUUGUAUCCGACUUAUACGCGGCAGGACCCAGACGGAAACUAUCACGUCGAUGUCGGUGGAUGGCUUGCUUGCCCUGGGGCCAUGACCAGAAAAAACCGACUCAUUCUAUCACUCGUGAAGCAAAUCGUACGCUAUGACAACUCCGCCACGUCAACAGCCAUAUCCAAUCUUGAAAGUGAUGGUCUUCAACCUGAUACCUUGGACGACUCCGAUGCCGAAACAAUUUCUCUGGUGGAUACCACUUCCAGCGCUUAUAGCAAUAACGACGAGACGCUUCGAACGAGACUUGCAGCCUUCAUAGCCAGAUUUGUGGCGAAUGCCAAGCUCACGGUCACAGUGGGGAGUCGAGAUGAACUAGAGACCAGUAAGCUUGUUUCAAAAGAUGUCUUCACUGACAGAAAUGGAUGUUUCAGCGACUGUAUCACCGUACCGUAUGUUCCUGGAUUAGUUCAGGUGGUGGCCGGACACCAACCAGCAGUGUUUGCCUGUGAACCCGUUGAUAUUGUUUCCAAUGAUGGGGUGGCUAUAAUCAGUGACAUUGAUGAUACAGUCAAACUCACAGGUGUAACUGGAGACAAACGUACUCUUUUGACCAGCCUUCUUCUUCAAGACGUUAAACUGUGGACCAUUUCUCCUGUUGUCCUGUGGUAUAACCAAUUGUGCGAGUCCAAUAAAGUGACGUUCCACUAUGUGCUGAAUCUGCCAGUGCAGCUCCUCCCAACCCUUCUACAAUACUUUACAGAGGUUGGAUUGCCUAGCGGCUCUAUGCACUUAAAACAAUACACAGGGAAUCUUAUGGCCCUGUUGAUGGAGCCGUCUUCUUCUAGGAAGCGUACCGUAUUAACCAAGCUUGCUGAAGAUUUUCCACGAAAACGAUUUGUAUGUGUUGGGGAUUCCGGUGAGUAUGACUUUGAAUCGUAUGUUGAUUUGGCAUCUCGGUACCCAGGAAAAUUGGCUGCAAUCUACAUCCGUGUAGUUCCUAAUCUGAUGAGCUUUUUAAAGGAAGAUAAAAUUGUCGAUGAAGUUAACCGAAUUCUAACUAAACCUGCUCACGAAAUACCUAGACCCAUUAAUCCAAGACUGGUGAGUACGGCACAACAGAAAAUCAACCCUGAGGAUUUGGAAGACUUGAUUGAUUUGAGUGAUACCAUUCCUGAGCUUCCUCAUAAAACCAAACUCCCUCCAACGAUCCCCAAGAAACCUAGUAGUCUUCGAGGCAAUCUUGUUAGAAAACCCCCUCCUUCCUCACCAGAAAGUUUGGUGGAAAUGCCCCCAAAGUUACCAACUCGUCCUAGUACACUUGGUCUCGCGAAAGCACAUACAGAUACAGAGGUUAUUGGUGCACCAGACUUACCUCCUCGUCGUCGGCCUGCCACCACUAUUGCAUACGAAACUCCCACCAGAGACGAAAUCCUCGAUAAUCUACACAACAUUUACUACUCUCACCAUUUUGAAGAUUUACAAAGUAUUGAUGGAAAAGGAGCCGAAUGGAUUGAAAGGGCCAUGACUGGAGCUAAAAUGUUAGAAAACACCGGGACCAAGGUACGGUUCUUCCGAGAUGAUGAAGAUGACUUAUACGAUACAACAUGCGAAGUUCUCAAGGACAUCGUGAGAGAAUCUAAAUAGCCUAAUCACAUGAAUCAGUCGUGUAUUGCUAGAAUAAUAACUGCAAUAUAUGCUAUGGCCAUGGCCUAGGCCUCCACUUCUACUUUUGACUCCACAAUCUUCUGAGUGUUUCCAUUGUUAUUGUAUUUUGUUGUGUCGUUGACAUCUCCAUUGAUUAAUGUGCCAUUUGUGUCAGUUUCCUCAUCAUUGUCUAUAUCAUCAUGUUCUUCAGCCGCAUUUCCAUAGUCUUUCACAUCACUUUCAACUUCCGGCAACGACUCACGGAAUUCACUCAAAUCCCAUUCAUCCUUAUUGUCCUCUUCACUAUAGUACUUAUCAGCAAACAAGUCCAUGACAAUUUCACGACCAGUCCGUUUACGUUUUUCUCGUUCUUUUCUUUCUUCUCUGGCCUGUUGAUCCCGCUUCUUAGCUUUCCAGACUUGGAAGGAGUCCAAAGUAAUUGGAAUGAAUUUACUUCUAUCCAAUUUUCCUCUUUCCAACUCAAUGAAAUCUUCCAAGGUAAUCUUGGGUGCACUUUCUGCUGCCAACCGUUCAAGUUUCUUCUGCUCUUUGGUCUUCAAUACAAAUCCAGGAGGAAGCGAAUGACGAUACAUACACUCGUUUCCUCCGUUAGGACACACCCAAAACCAUCCGUAUUUAGCGUUUUCCACUGCCUCAAUAAAGUAUUUACACACCUUGUCGGUGGUGGUUUUAAGAUUACCAUGUUUACUCAUAAUGACACUUCGCAACUUCUCUUCGUCCCAGUUGUCCAUGGUGUCUUCCUCCUUUUCAGCACGGGCAUCCGUGUACAAAUCCUUCUUAGCAUCUUUACGUCCCACAUUCAAAUCAUGUGAAAACUUACACUUGUUACCUUUAGCACAUACACCUUUUUUGAAAAAUUCACACAAAACAGACUUGGGAUCCACACCAAAAGGAACCUUGGCUUGCUGGAUCCCGAAAAGGGCAGCAGCUUCCUUUUUGGCUUGUUCGGCAGCUUUCUUUUCUUCAGCACGCCGUUUUGCAUCCGCUUCUCUCUUCUUUUCGAGCCCUCCAUCUACUCCAGCCUUCAUCUGGGCAAUUUGAGUCUGUACUUUUUUGGAUUUGUUUUUAUUCUUCAUUCCAAAGGUCUUGUCCUCACUGGACUUGGACUUGGCCUUGGCCUUGUUCUUAUCAUUUGCCUUUUUGGGUGCCAUGAUUGUGGUUGAUCAAGU
Molecule: messenger RNA, 3099 nt
Organism: Yamadazyma tenuis ATCC 10573
Lineage: Eukaryota; Fungi; Ascomycota; Pichiomycetes; Serinales; Debaryomycetaceae
Product: phosphatidate phosphatase
Cellular component (GO): actin cortical patch
Molecular function (GO): phosphatidate phosphatase activity
Source: RefSeq, a predicted model, not a curated record